AUGAUAUUACAUAACCGACUUCCUGCAGACGACGCUGGUAAUUUUGGUAGUAUUUACGUUGACAUUAGAGGGUUAUAUCACAUAACCAUAAAGAUGAACGGAGUCGUACGAACGUUCGGUUCGAUAAAUUCUCCGUUGAGGCUUGGCUGUAGUAGAAAUUUGCACGCGAAUGCAGAUCUACUGGAAAAUUGUACUAGCGUGAAAAACCGAAAUCCAAGGAACUUGGAACUUCUCCGGAUAGCGCGAAAACCUACUGGCUAUCAUCUGGAUAGGCCGGUUCGAGAAUACUGGCACACGUUGAAAUUAUCAAAAGCAGCGCGUUAUGUAGCUGCCUCAAUAUGCCAUUUCGAAUAUGGACCAGUCAUCACUGUGUCAACAAACGAAUGGGCUCUAAAGAAGCAGCUUUACAGGACCACCGAUACUGCGGCCUACAUUAAUUUGGGAAGGGUGUUGGCUCAACGCUGCUUAGAAUCCGGAAUAUCUUCGAUCACCUGUUAUUUGGAUGCACCUGAGGGUGGCAAAUUAGAGGCUAUGAUUAAAGAGUUAGAAAAAGGAGGCUUAAAACUGACAGAACCAUCGAGGUACAAGAAACCGAAUCCUUGGGACCAAUUCCGACCUGAAAAACCAUGGGAUUAUGAGAAAUAAUAGUUGUAUUUGCAAGUUAGGUCAGUGUGCUGAGAUUUAGUGCUUCACUGGAGUAAUUGUUGUAUAGUAAUGAAUGAAAACAUAUUGUGACACAAAAUAAAAGUGUUUUUUUUGAAGUA
Molecule: messenger RNA, 764 nt
Organism: Athalia rosae (coleseed sawfly)
Lineage: Eukaryota; Metazoa; Arthropoda; Insecta; Hymenoptera; Athaliidae
Gene: mRpL18
Product: 39S ribosomal protein L18, mitochondrial
Exons: 3
Coding region: 1-645 (214 amino acids)
Biological process (GO): translation
Cellular component (GO): mitochondrion; ribosome
Molecular function (GO): structural constituent of ribosome; 5S rRNA binding
Source: RefSeq, a predicted model, not a curated record